AUGGCUGCGAGACAAUCCCCGUUCGAUCUCUCUAAAUGCGCACGCAAGAAUAUCUUGCAAUUGCAACCCUAUCGCUGUGCGAGAGAUGACUACAAAGAUGACGGAACGAAUGUCCUGCUCGAUGCCAACGAAAACGCCUAUGGUCCCGGUCUUGCCCUGAAUUCGGAAGGCGCUCUGCAAGAAUCUACAAUCAAUGGGGGUUCGACUGGCUCCUCGAAGCCAGACAUCGACUUUUUGGGAUUGAACCGCUAUCCCGACCCACAUCAGAUUGAGCUGAAGCAACUUUUCUGCAAGCUCCGCAAUACCCGUAUUCACAGCCAAAAAGACCUGACCCCCGAGAACCUUUUCGUUGGAGUCGGCUCCGACGAAGCCAUCGAUGCUCUGUUGAGGUGUUUCUGCGUGCCAGGAAAGGACAAGAUCCUUACUUGCCCCCCUACCUAUGGCAUGUAUGGUGUUAGUGCGCAGGUCAACGACGUGGAUAUUGUGAAGGUCCCUCUGGAUGUCGAGAAUGGCUUCCAACUGCAGCCGGACAAGAUUCUCGAGGCCCUGUCUGCAGAUGACUCGAUCAAGAUGGUGUAUAUCUGCUCACCGGGUAACCCUACAGCCAACUUGAUCCGUAAGUCCGACAUUCAGAAGGUGCUGGAGCAUCCCACAUGGAAUGGUCUGGUCGUUGUGGAUGAGGCAUAUAUCGACUUUGCACCUGAAGGCUCCAGUCUCGCCGAGUGGGUCAACGAUUGGCCCAACCUGGUGGUUAUGCAGACUUUGAGCAAGGCUUUUGGUCUGGCCGGUAUUCGACUAGGAGUUGCGUUUACCAGCCUGCCAUUGCCCGUCUGUUGA
Molecule: messenger RNA, 837 nt
Organism: Aspergillus nomiae NRRL 13137
Lineage: Eukaryota; Fungi; Ascomycota; Eurotiomycetes; Eurotiales; Aspergillaceae
Product: histidinol-phosphate transaminase
Exons: 3
Coding region: 1-837 (278 amino acids)
Biological process (GO): biosynthetic process
Molecular function (GO): transferase activity; pyridoxal phosphate binding
Source: RefSeq, a predicted model, not a curated record